This is a messenger RNA of Dendroctonus ponderosae (mountain pine beetle), 1676 nucleotides long. RefSeq names its product testicular acid phosphatase homolog. The transcript has 5 exons. The record is from RefSeq and is a predicted model, not a curated record. The annotation marks the transcript as partial. Gene Ontology annotation, molecular function: phosphatase activity. Gene Ontology annotation, biological process: dephosphorylation. NCBI's taxonomy places the organism in Eukaryota, Metazoa, Arthropoda, Insecta, Coleoptera, Curculionidae.
UUGUUGCUGGUACGAAAACCUUGCCCAGCAUACCAUAUCGAGCGCGAUUUAGUUGUAGCGUCGGAAGAAAUCCAAGCCAAACUGAAUGCCAGUCGGGGACUGUUUGAAGCUAUGACGAACUACACUGGACGACCUGUAGAAGACUUUGAUGAUGUUAUGGAUGUUUACAGUACCUUAAAGGCUGAAGAUGGGUUCAAUUUAACGUUGCCUGAUUGGACCAAAGAGUACUACCCAGAUAAAAUGCUCGAACCGACCAUCUUCAGCUUUGUGCUGAAUGCUUGGAACGAUAAAAUGAACCGAUUCAAAGGAGGACUGCUUCUAAAAAAAAUGAUUGGCGACUGGCAAUCAAAAGCCAAAGGAACGAUUUCGCCUCCAGCUCGAAAGGCGUUUUUGUAUGGAGGGCAUGAUUCCACUAUAGUGAAUUUGAUGAGGACUUUGAAAGUUUGGGAUUCGCAAAUGCCCGAAUAUGGAAUAACUGUUUUGCUCGAAUUAUCCAAGACUUCCUCAGGAAUUUAUGGCGUUGAGAUAUUUCUGCGGAAUUCCACUUCAGUUCCCCCAUUUAAAUUGACUAUUCCGGGUUGUGAUAGCUUCUGCCCAUUGGACCAACUAGUAGAUCUGACAAGGCAUGUGAUUCCGGAAAAUUGGGAUGAAGAGUGUAAAAGCAAUGGGACGUACGAGGUCCCCGAAGCGGGACAACCUUAAUUGUGAUAGAAUAUUUUGAGAGUAUUGGCAUGCCCUAUGCUUUGUGCGACAUCUCUGGAGAACUGACAGCUAGCUGUUCCACCCCACAAGGAAACCUUAGCCACCCAAGCUGAUAGAUUGUCACAAUGACAACUAGAAUCAAUAGUUUUUCAUUCAUUCAUUGUUACAGGGGUUUGUAGCCGGGGUUUUGAAUCAGUAAUUUCCUAUUUUCUGUUAAUAGUCAGUCCUAAGGCCAUGGCAGGGUUUUUCGGUUUACUCAAAGUUUCAAGUGUAGUGCCCAUAGUUCCUUAUCAGGUAAAUUCACCCCCUCAGUUUCACCUAAGGCUUCUCUACUGUACUAAGCUAAUUUUCAUAAGUCUUCACUCUCUAACAUUAUUGAGACCCCUUUAUGUUUUCAUUGGGGUUUCGUAGGUAUUUACUGUUAAAACCAUCAGCUCGAGUUGAUGUUUAACUAAACUUUAUCUAAAAUAUGUUUCAACAUUUUUUUUCAUAAAACGCCCAAUAAGCAUGCAUACAUCUCUCUCUGCAAAGUUAAUAAGCAACUUACUUAUCUGCGGCCUCAUUAGCCUCAGUUAUCAACUGUACUUGUUAGGGAAAAUAAGCAUUUUAAUCUAAUACACCAAAUUACAUUUUAUAGAAGUCAUAAUCGUAAAAUAAGUGUCAUACGUGUAUUGUAUUGUGAGCAUUAUAUGCACUUUAUUGUCAUAUUAAUGAGUGUGUCGAAAUUCCCAAGAACUGUGCUUUUUUGCCGGUGUAUUAUUCAAGUUGCACUAUUUGAUCUGUUUGGUCGGCAUUUGCAGUAUAAUUUUAUCCAACUGGGAGAUGCAUAUGCGAAGUACUCUGUGUAAUGUAUGUUCGGGUGAGUCGAAAGAAACAAUAGAUAAAUAUAAAUACCAACAAGAACAUAAACGUCGUAUGUUUUACGGUAACCGACUGAAAACUUAGCAGAAAUAAAUCAGAAUGUUUUGUAAUUU